AUGUGUCACACUGAUGCACGUUAUGUACUAAUUGUAGGUGGAUUCUUAGUGGCAGAAGUAACCUUUACUUUUUCACUUGGAGUUUGUAUUAUGAGUGACAUUCAACCAGAAGAAUCCAUUGAUCAGUUGAAACCUCCAGUAUCUAGUACUUUAGAUCCUUAUGGUAACGCUCUUGAUUCUGAACGUCAAUCAUUAUUAGACGAAGUGGAAUGGGCAGUACCAAGCUCGGAUGUCCAUGUGCCACCUAGUCAAAAAUUGUGGAAACAACGGUGUACACGUUGCUGUCUGUGCCUCCGGUGCUUUACAUGCAACUUGUUUGGUGGAGCUGGUACUCGCCAUGACAGUAUGUCGGUAGUUGCAAAGGUGUUUUCAAGGUUGUUCUAUGGUAGUCCAGAUCUCGUGAUAUCCGACAUUGUAGCAGGUUUCGUGCUUCUCGCAGCUGUUCAGGCGUAUGAAGAUCAUCAUGAGGUCGUUGCAACGUCACCUUAUCGAGAAGACGACGAAGAAGCGGAGGAAACGCUUGGAAAAAUUCGCGCUAGGAUUCGUGCAAGCAAGCUAAAACUGCUUGGUGACCGAGCUGUAGUCACGGCAACCACGGCUUCAGCGAGUAGUGCAUCCCUUGGAUCGACUGCAUCACAGGCUUCUUCGGUGGAUGGCGACGAUACGGACGGGCUUGUCUCGGUUAGUAUUCCUCCCUCGAUUGAGUGCGAGAAGCAAGAAAGCGCAAGCUUUGACAAGCCAGCCAAACCCUUUUACUACAAUCCGUCAGGUUCACACCUUAAUGACGUGGAGCUGACGAAAAAGUUGGAGGAAUUGGCACACUUUUCGAAAUAUGCGAUUGGCAUCUAUGGCUGGAUGCUUUUUGUGUGGUCUCAUCCAUGGAGCGGUACGUUUGGGCUUGCGUUCUCUUGCCUGCGUCGCAACUUGCGAUGGGUGCAUGGCGACAACUGGUUUCACCUCGGUCAGACCGCAUUGCAGCUUGAAACGAAGAUUCGCAGUGCCGAUAUCGUGUACGCGAGCUUUCGUAAUUCGGUGUACCGUCCAGCUUUUGCAGUGAUGCUGGAUCAUGAACGCAAAGAUGUUGUUGUUGCAAUCCGUGGCACGUUGUCUUUGGAAGACUGUCUCACUGAUGCCAUUGCAUACGGUAUGUCCAUGAACGAUGUGGUUGAUCGGUGGGGGUGUGAUGGCAAGAACGAGUAUGCACAUCAGGGCUUUCUUACGUGUGCUGAGUCGCUGUAUCUAGAGCUCAAUCGUCUUGGUGUUCUCGAAAUGCUCUUUGAUGAUGACUCUACUGUGGCCGUUGCAACGAGCGGGGUCAAUCUGUGCGAACGUGGCGCGUAUCGCGACUAUGGUCUUGUGAUAACUGGUCACUCACUUGGAGCUAGUACAGCAGUACUGUUAUCGAUAAUGCUCCGUCCCAAGUACCCGCAACUUCGUUGCUUUGCAUUCAGCCCUUCGGGUUGCACUGUGUCUCCUGGACUUGCUGCUCAUUGCGCAGCCUUUACGACCUCGGUCGUUGUGGGUGACGACAUCAUUGCUCGGUCAUCAAUUACUUCAGCUGAGGUUUUGCGUGAUAAUGUGCUAGAUUUGAUUGGGAGGAGCAAGGUGAAUAAGGCUGUUAUUUUGCGGCAAGUCAUAUCGUGGCGGAAUCCAGAUGAGCUGCUUCAUAGAAGCUUAGAUGAACGUUCUGCUAUUGACGAUGAUGGAAGCGUAUGUGCAAAAAAGCGCUUGCCAUUCAUAGCGCAUUUGACCAACUAUCGCACGAUGCUGCAGCGUAUCCAGGAAUCGGAACCGAUCCAUGAAUUAACCAUUCCUGGACGUGUGGUGCAUCUCAAGCGCGUUGUCCGUGCCAAAGGGGUGGCUGGGUGCUGGGUUUGUUGUCGCCCUGGAGGUGGUGGUAUGUGCUGCACUGCGCGCACGAACUACCGCUUUGCUUGGGCUGUGGAAGACCAGUUUAAGCAGAUCCGCAUCGGGCGAACUAUGCUAGAUGACCACUUUCCCGACAAAGUACAUCACGUGCUUCAGGACUGCGUGGAGCGCUUGCGAAUGAAUCAGCAUGAAAACGAGACUCAAGUUCUGUAG
Peronospora belbahrii is the source of this 2082-nucleotide messenger RNA. The record is from the annotation of a GenBank genome assembly. NCBI's taxonomy places the organism in Eukaryota, Oomycota, Peronosporomycetes, Peronosporales, Peronosporaceae.